AUGGCGCGUGGGGUGGACGGGCGCAUGGGGCGCGCUGUGGAGCGACGGAUCGAUGUCGGGUGGCAGCGCGCGGGACGCGCACUCCCGCCGGGAUGGGGCGAGGCGCCCGACUUUCGCCAAGCUAUUUAUAGCAUUCAAGCCGCUGACCUAUUUCGCUGCAGCGCCGCCGAGGAAGGUCACGGAUUCAGCGUGCUCUGUGCCGGCGCCAUUGUCUUCUCAACCGAGAUGCAGCGCUAA
Arctia plantaginis is the source of this 237-nucleotide messenger RNA. The record is from the annotation of a GenBank genome assembly. Lineage: Eukaryota; Metazoa; Arthropoda; Insecta; Lepidoptera; Erebidae.